UUAAGGGCAACUUAACCUAUAUUUCCAUAAGGAAAACAAUAUAUUUUUGUAUCUUUUAAUACAAAACAAAUUCAGUGCAAUAUUAUUUUUGAUUCUUCAUAAAAUUUACAAUUUUCCAUUUGUUUUAAAAUGGAUAACGUAUCACAACAAUUAGACGAAAUCGAAGCUCUUAAAUCCAUAUUUGGAGAGGAAUGGCAAGUAGAUUCUGAUACUGCAACAUACAGCAUUGAUAUUAGUAAAGAAGUAAAAUUGUUUAUUACUUUAGUACCUGAGUAUCCAUCGAGUUCAUUGCCACGAUAUGAAUUGCUGGCGCCCAAUCUUCAUUUUUCCCAAAAGAAAAAUAUAGAACAAAGAUUUCAAAAUUUAUAUGAAACAGAAGGUGGUGGUCCCCUUAUUUACCAAAUGAUAAUGAUAGUUGAGGAUGUAGUCAAGAAAUCUCAAUCAAAUACAGAACGCAAACCUGUAGAAGAAGAACAAAUAAACGAAGUAAAGGGAAGUAGUUCAAAAUGUAGUAAAAAUUUAAAUGUAGUCCAUGGUUCAACAAUUUUAGAUAGGAAGAGUGUAUUUCAAGGUCAUGUUUGUGAAGUAAAGAGUAAAGAAGAAGUAAAUGCAUUUAUGGAGUUGUUGCUUGAAAACAAGAAGAUUGCUAAUGCAACACAUAAUAUCUCUGCAUAUAGGAUUUUAUUGCCUAAUAAUGUUGUGCUACAGGAUUGCGAUGAUGAUGGAGAAAAUAAAGCAUCAUCUAGAGUUUUAGAAUUACUACAAACAUUAAAACUUAAUAAUGUUAUGGUUGUAAUUUCAAGAUGGUAUGGUGGUAUUCAGCUGGGUCCAGAUAGAUUUAGGCAUAUUAACAAUGCUGCUCGACAAGCACUAGUGGAAGCAGGGUUUGUAAAGUCAUAGCAUAAAUAAUA
Diabrotica balteata is the source of this 911-nucleotide messenger RNA. Lineage: Eukaryota; Metazoa; Arthropoda; Insecta; Coleoptera; Chrysomelidae. The record is from the annotation of a GenBank genome assembly.